This is a messenger RNA of Ceratotherium simum simum (southern white rhinoceros), 2343 nucleotides long. It is a transcript of the gene TNFRSF19, whose product is annotated as TNF receptor superfamily member 19. The record is from RefSeq and is a predicted model, not a curated record. Gene Ontology annotation, biological process: positive regulation of JNK cascade; positive regulation of canonical NF-kappaB signal transduction. Gene Ontology annotation, cellular component: plasma membrane. Gene Ontology annotation, molecular function: signaling receptor activity; protein binding. NCBI's taxonomy places the organism in Eukaryota, Metazoa, Chordata, Mammalia, Perissodactyla, Rhinocerotidae.
GCUGAAUGAUGUCAUGGGAUCUGCAGUUCAGCGAGAUGAAAGGGAUAAAGCAGAACCCGCUGGCACUAGGCAAGGCUUCCAACACACAAUCCACAACACAGCUUGAGAACCGACAAAGCUACGGAUCCAGCCACUCAGCCCAAGCUUGGGAGAACCACCGGUAUUGCCUCGUUGGAAAAAAAAAAAGGAGGAAAACAGCGUGAUCGUGUUAAACAAAAGAAUUUGUGGACGAGAAGGCGGGAGGGUGACUACCUGCUGAAAGGGAACUUUCUUGAUAUCCGUGCAUAUAUAUAAACUUAGCCCUGCCUUUGAUGUUUGCAACUGAUCACCGAUCAGAUUACCGCAUUUCGUCUCCCUGCUCGUCUGUCUUUGAUCUGCAUGGUUAAUUUUAUUUUCUUGGAUUUGAAGUUUCGCCUGGGCUUGUGCUGACAUACAUUUUUGGGAAGGUAGAAGCAUUUGGCAUAGAAGUGCUGCCAAGGAGAAACUAAGUUGCCGAAAGGAACUCUGCAACAGUAAAUAUAUUUAAUAAGAGCAAUGGCUUUAAAAGUGCUACCAGAACAAGAGAAAACAUUUUUCACCAUUGUAGUUUUACUAGCCUGUUUGGCAUGUGAAGUGAUUUGUGAAACAGGAGACUGUAGACAACAGGAAUUCAGGGAUCGGUCUGGAAAUUGCAUGCUCUGCAAGCAGUGUGGGCCAGGCAUGGAGUUGUCUAAGGAAUGUGGCUUUGGCUACGGGGAGGAUGCCCAGUGUGUGACGUGCAGGCCGCACAGGUUCAAGGAGGACUGGGGCUUUCAGAAAUGCAAGCCGUGCCUGGACUGCGCGGUGGUGAACCGCUUCCAGAAGGCAAACUGUUCUGUCACCAGCGAUGCCGUCUGUGGGGACUGCUUGCCAGGAUUUUAUAGGAAGACAAAACUUGUUGGUUUUCAAGACAUGGAGUGUGUGCCUUGUGGAGACCCCCCUCCUCCUUACGAACCGCACUGUACCAGCAAGGUCAACCUCGUGAAGAUUCCGUCCACAGCCUCCAGCCCAAGGGACACAGCCCUGGCUGCCGUCAUCUGCAGCGCCUUGGCCACCGUCCUGCUGGCCCUGCUCAUUCUCUGCAUCAUCUAUUGUAAGAGGCAGUUUAUGGAGAAAAAGCCGAGCUGGUCUCUGAGAGCACAGGACAUUCAGUACAACGGUUCUGAACUGUCAUGUUUUGACAGACCUCAGCUCAACGACUCUGCUCCCAGAGCCUGUUGUCAGUGCCGCCGGGACCCGGCCCAGCGCUGCGGGCCUGUCCACUUGAUUCCAUCCUUGUGCUGUGAUGAGGCCUGCAGCAUCAACCGGGCGACUCUUGGUUGUAGAGUGCAUUCCAAGGCUACUCUUCAGGAGAGAAAUGCAGGUCCUGUGGGAGAGACAAUGCCGACUUUCUUCGGAUCUAUCUGUGGCGAGUUUUCAGAUGCCUGGCCUCUGAUGCAAAAUCCCAUUUGUGGUGACAACAUCUCUUUUUGUGACUCUUAUCCUGAACUCGCUGGAGAAGAUAUUCAUUCUCUCACUCCAGAAAAUGAAAGCUCGUCAUCCUUGGAUUCAAACAGUAGUCAGAAUGUGGCUGGUGGAGCUGUUCCAGUUCAAGCUCAUUAUGAAAACUUUGCAGCAACUACUGAUUUAUCUAGACAUAACAACUCACUGACAAAGCCAGUGCUAACCCAGGAUACACUAACUUCUAGAAGCCAGCUAGAUCAAGAGAGUGGCGACAUCAUUAACCUAACCACUCAGACGUCCCUCCAGGAAGCUUAAAGGACUUGCUUCUUUCUGCAACAGAAGCGCGCGUAUGGAAACCAAAGGGCACCCACUCCUCUGCUUGGGCCUAUGGACUGAGCACAGUCUGGACCUUGCAUGGCUUCUGGGAGAAAAAAUAAAUCUGAACUGAACUGAUGGCAUUUUAAGCCUUUCAACCAGUUGCUUCUGAGCCAGACCAGCUGUAAGCUGAAACCUCAAGAAAUAACAAGACUCCAGGCACUCAUGAUACUUCGCGUCUUUCCUAAACAAGAAGCUUCUAUGCUGCAAGCGUGACUUCAAAGAGUGAUGGGUCAAGUUUGCAGUCUACGAGAUUAUGGGUAUAUAACGAGAAACAGAAAUGCAUUCUUUCUUCUUUUUAUGGUGAAUGUGGUUUUGCAAGACUGAAGACCCAGAGUAUAAAUUUUCAUUUACAUUUUAUUUCCAGAAAUAAUUUCAUAUGGCCAAUUAUCCUACUGAAAGUCAAUGUCAGAUUACUUACCUUAGUUUUUAUGUAAAAUGGUUUCAAAAAUGAAUGUUUCUGUUUGGUGGUCACUUUUUCAUCAUCUUAACUAAUUAGUUUAGGAG